UCUAAAGAGUUAUCUCCCUUGGUUUCUAAGCACGCACCUGUCCUAGUUCCAUGUACGUAGUGUGCAUAUCUCAAUAUGAUUUAGCUGUUCAGUGAUCGGUGACACUUUCAUUAUGUAGUUGCUCCUAAAUGGCAGACCUUACAUACUUAUUUGUACAACGUGAUCUUGAAAGCAGCGUAUACGCAGCCGUAGCAAAAUACCUGCAAAGAAGGGAAGAUAAAUCAUGGAAGAAAGUGGCGAAGGAUUCGACCAGGUUCAAUUUGAUGUUGGGUGACAGGAACAAGUUACCCUACAGCAAACUUGGUCAGAUACGAGGUAUUACUCAAGUUGUGAACUAUUACAGAGGCUCAGAUAUCAUCUGUCGAAAAGCAUCUUUGGUCAGAACACUAAAAGACUACUGCGAAAAGAAGAAACUGCGGAUGUUUGAGUGGAUGACGACAUCAUUUGUCAUCUACCCUCCAUGCGACGAGGAGGUGAAGGUCAUUGGUGAUGAAACCCUUGUACGCCGGAGACGAUCACGGAGUGACGAGCGAGACCAACUGAAGAAAUUUGCCGAGGGGAAGCCACGUGUGACAUGGAUUGCAAAGAGCUCCAGUGGAGCUAAAGGAGAUGGUAUCCGGAUCUCCAGUGAUGUAGAGAGCCUGGUCCAGAUGGUGGACAGUCAGAAGAAAGCCUAUGUUAUACAGCAGUAUAUUGACUCACCGCUGCUGCUGUCUGGCGGACGCAAGUUUGACAUCAGGUGCUGGGUGCUGCUUGACGCAACAUACACCAUCUACCUGUACAGAGAAGGUGUACUGCGCACGGCGUCAGAGGAGUACGCCCCAGACAGACUGGACCAUCUCACAGCUCACCUCACUAAUCACUCACUGCAACAGGAGUUGUCAGAAAACUUUGGCAAAUACGAAAUUGGGAAUGAAAUGUUUUAUGACGAGUUUGACAGCUUCCUCCAGGACAAUUAUGGAGUUGGCCUUGACACUGCCAUCCUGCCACAGAUCCGCUCCAUCAUCAAGAGCUGUCUGGGUAUUGUCCAGAGUAGUCUGAACACCACAGGGCUUGACUACUGGAGCUUCCAGUUGCUCGGCUUCGACUUCAUGGUGGACAGUGACCUCAAGGUGUGGCUGCUGGAAGUGAAUGGGGCACCGGCCUGUGCACAGAAGCUGUUGUCUGGCCUGGUACAGAGCCUUGUGGAGACAGCCAUUGAUCCUGUGUUUGUUCCGUAUGGGAGAGUGCAGCAUGGACCUAAUCUCUUCGAUCAAAUCUGAGGACUGCCAUCCUCCUUCUUCACUGCUUUGCUGUUGUACCCACAUGUGUUGAUGUGAAUGAAACUUUGUGAACAAAUCAAGCUGUCUCUCAGCUCUCUGAUCUGGUUUUGCUUUGGAAUAGUACUAAAUUUAAUACUAUUUCAUCAAUAUUCAAAACCGUGUUUAGGAGCAAGGAUAAUACAAACAAAUAAUAUUUGGUGCAUCAGUCUGUCUUCUGAGAGGCAUUGCAAGCAUGGGAUUGUGAUGGCCAGGAACAGUGAAUG
Messenger RNA from Haliotis rufescens (red abalone), 1525 nucleotides. Its product is annotated as tubulin--tyrosine ligase-like. Bases 129 to 1262 code for a protein of 377 amino acids. The record is from RefSeq and is a predicted model, not a curated record. The transcript is spliced from 8 exons. Gene Ontology annotation, biological process: protein modification process. NCBI's taxonomy places the organism in Eukaryota, Metazoa, Mollusca, Gastropoda, Lepetellida, Haliotidae.